AUGGCUUCAAGACAAGUUGUUCAGCAACAAAACAGAGUUGAGGGAGUUGCUGGAGGUGUUAAAGAGAAGAAGAUGGCAGCAGAAGGAAAGAAUCGUCGUGCACUUGGAGACAUUGGAAAUAUGGUGACUGUCCGUCCUGUUGAAGGCAAACCACUUCCUCAGAUCUCCAGACCUGUUACAAGGAGUUUCUGUGCACAAUUGUUAGCCAAUGCACAGGCGGCGGCAGCAGCUGAAAACCAGAAGAAAUGUGUGGCAGUUAAUGUGGAAGGAGGGGCCCCUGUUGCUGAUGGAGUCUUGCCACAGGGUGGUAGAGCUAAGAAGCCAAAUCAGAAGAAAGCUGUUGCCAAACCUAAGCCUGAAGCUGUAAUUGAAAUCAGUUCAUCUUCUGAGGAAGUUAAGAAGGAAAAGAACAAGAAAAAGACUGGUGAAGCGGCCUCAAAGAAGACAGCCUCAACUCUAUCUUCAACCCUUACUGCUAGAAGCAAGGCUGCCUGUGGCUUGAGUAGAAAACAGAAGGAAAUUACAGUGGAUAUUGAUGCUGCUGAUGUGAAUAACGAGUUGGCAGUUGUUGAAUAUGUUGAAGAUAUUUACAAAUUCUACAAGCUUGCUGAGAAUGAGAGCAGAAUUGGUGAUUACAUGCAUUCACAACCUGAGAUAAAUGAAAAAAUGAGGGCAAUUCUGAUUGAUUGGCUGAUUGAAGUGCACCAUAAGUUUGAGCUUAAUCCAGAGACUCUGUACCUCACAAUCAACAUAGUUGACAGGUACCUUGCUGUCCAGACAAUUCUGAGGAAGGAACUCCAAUUAGUUGGUAUGAGUGCCAUGCUUAUAGCUUCCAAGUAUGAGGAAAUCUGGGCUCCUGAGGUGAAUGACUUUGUGUGCAUGUCAGAUAGAGCUUACACUCAUGAGCAGGUGUUGGUUAUGGAAAAACGCAUUCUUGGUGCACUGGAAUGGUAUCUAACAGUCCCAACACCAUACGUGUUCCUCGUACGGUUUGUCAAGGCCUCAAUUCCUGAUUCUAAUAUGGAGAAUAUGGUCUACUUCUUAGCAGAGCUAGCACUGAUGAAUUAUGCAACCAUUAUCUACUGUCCAUCUAUGAUUGCUGCCUCAGCAGUCUAUGCUGCAAGAUGCACCUUGAAUAAAAGCCCUCUUUGGGACGAGACUCUGAAGUUCCAUACUGGAUUCUCUGAGACACAAAUAUUAGACUGCGCUAAGCUACUGGUUAGCUACCAUUCUGUGGCUGCAGAACAUAGGCUGAAGGUGAUCUACAGAAAAUACUCAAACACUGAACGAGGAGCUGUUGCUUUGUUACCUCCUGCCAAGUCUCUUUUGGCUGCAGCAUGAUAUGUUCUAUUUAGUUUGCAACUGUCAUUUGUUGAAUUUUUUUCACAUCUGAAAGUAUAGAUCAGAGAGCAGUGGAUGUUAGAGAUUGAUUUUUUAUCCAAUUUCAUUUGAUCAGAGCAGCAGAUAUGUUUACCUUUUGGCUGCGCUUCAGGAUUAUGACAUUUCACUGAUGUUAAUAGUUUCAUUUAAUAUCAAGAAAAUUUCACUUUCAAAUGCGCAUGGCGAAGGACUGAGGUUAUUGCAAAAUUGCAU
This is a messenger RNA of Coffea arabica (coffee), 1593 nucleotides long. RefSeq names its product G2/mitotic-specific cyclin S13-7. NCBI's taxonomy places the organism in Eukaryota, Viridiplantae, Streptophyta, Magnoliopsida, Gentianales, Rubiaceae. The record is from RefSeq and is a predicted model, not a curated record. Gene Ontology annotation, molecular function: cyclin-dependent protein serine/threonine kinase regulator activity. Gene Ontology annotation, biological process: mitotic cell cycle phase transition.